Messenger RNA from Ochotona curzoniae (black-lipped pika), 3752 nucleotides. It is a transcript of the gene HNRNPA2B1, whose product is annotated as heterogeneous nuclear ribonucleoprotein A2/B1. NCBI's taxonomy places the organism in Eukaryota, Metazoa, Chordata, Mammalia, Lagomorpha, Ochotonidae. Gene Ontology annotation, molecular function: RNA binding. The record is from RefSeq and is a predicted model, not a curated record. The transcript has 12 exons. Bases 247 to 1305 code for a protein of 352 amino acids.
AAGCGGCGGCUCCAGCAGCAGCGGCGGCGGCAGCAGCGGCAGUAGCAGCGGCGCCGGGCCCCGGGGUGGAGGUGCUGCCGGCGGGGUGUGUGUGUGUGUGUGUGUGUUGUGCUCGCGCGUGUGUGUUUCUCGAGCAGCGGCGGCUCUCCGUACGGCGCCAGGACGAGUCCGGCUCGUGUUCGUCCGCGGAAAUCUCUCUCGUCUCGCUCGGCUGCGGGCAAUCGGGCUGAAGCGACUGAGUCCGCGAUGGAGAAAACUUUAGAAACUGUUCCUUUGGAGAGGAAAAAGAGAGAAAAGGAACAGUUCCGUAAACUCUUUAUUGGGGGCUUAAGCUUUGAAACUACUGAGGAAAGUUUGAGGAACUACUACGAGCAAUGGGGGAAACUUACCGAUUGUGUGGUCAUGAGGGAUCCUGCAAGCAAAAGGUCCAGGGGAUUCGGCUUUGUAACUUUCUCGUCUAUGGCUGAGGUUGAUGCUGCCAUGGCUGCAAGGCCUCACUCCAUCGACGGGAGAGUGGUCGAGCCGAAGCGUGCUGUAGCCAGAGAGGAAUCUGGAAAACCUGGGGCUCAUGUUACAGUGAAGAAGCUGUUUGUUGGUGGAAUUAAGGAAGACACUGAGGAACAUCACCUUAGAGAUUACUUUGAAGAAUAUGGGAAAAUUGAUACUAUUGAAAUCAUCACUGAUAGGCAGUCUGGAAAGAAAAGGGGCUUUGGCUUUGUUACCUUUGAUGACCACGACCCGGUGGAUAAGAUUGUGUUGCAAAAAUACCACACCAUCAAUGGUCAUAAUGCGGAAGUAAGAAAGGCUUUGUCUAGACAAGAAAUGCAAGAAGUCCAAAGUUCUAGGAGUGGAAGAGGAGGUAACUUUGGUUUUGGAGAUUCACGUGGUGGUGGUGGGAAUUUUGGACCAGGACCAGGCAGUAAUUUUAGAGGAUCUGAUGGAUAUGGAAGUGGACGUGGAUUUGGAGAUGGCUAUAAUGGGUAUGGAGGAGGACCUGGAGGUGGCAAUUUUGGAGGUAGCCCUGGUUAUGGAGGAGGAAGAGGGGGCUAUGGUGGUGGAGGACCUGGAUACGGCAGCCAGGGUGGAGGCUACGGAGGUGGUUAUGACAACUACGGAGGAGGGAAUUAUGGAAGUGGAAAUUACAAUGAUUUUGGAAAUUAUAAUCAGCAACCUUCUAACUAUGGCCCAAUGAAGAGUGGAAACUUUGGUGGUAGCAGAAACAUGGGGGGACCAUAUGGUGGAGGAAACUAUGGUCCAGGAGGCAGUGGAGGAAGUGGGGGUUAUGGUGGGAGGAGCCGAUAUUGAGCUGCGUCUGUUUAUCAUGGGCUUCACUGUAUAAAUAGGAGAGGAUGAGAGCCCAGAGGUAACAGAACAGCUUCAGGUUAUCGAAAUAACAAAUGUUAAGGAAACUCUAAUCUCAGUCAUGCAUAAAUAUGCAGUGAUAUGACAGAAGACACCAGAGCAGAUGCAGAGAGCCAUUUUGUGAAUGGAUUGGAUUAUUUAAUAACAUUACCUUAUUGUGGAGGAAGGAUUGUAAAAAAAAUGCCUUUGAGACAGUUUCUUAGCUUUUUAAUUGUUGUUUCUUUCUAGUGGUCUUUGUAAGAGUGUAGAAGCAUUCCUUCUUUGAUAAUGUUAAAUUUGUAAGUUUCAGGUGAUAUGUGAAACCUUUUUUAUUAAGAUUUUUCUCAAAGUUUUGAAAAGCUAUUAGCCAGGAUCAUGGUGUAAUAAGAAGUAACGUUUUUCCUUUAAAAAAAAAUUUAAGUGCGUGUGUAGAGUUAAGAAGCUGUUGUACAUUUAUGAUUUAAUAAAAUAAAUUCUAAAGGAAAUUGUGUAAUUAUAGACUUUUUAUUUUAAAUAAGUUAAGGAGGGGGUAGUGUAAUUAAGGUCCAUUGCAAAGCUGUUGUUAUGUUUGUGUAAGGAAAAUGCUGGUCAGAUGUAAGUGUGUUGUCUGCAAUUCAUCAGGAUUAAAUUAUCUAGAUAACAUAAGGGCUGUCUCUGCAAGGAGAAACACCUUUUUAGAUCUUUUAGAUGCUGCUUCUUCAAUGCAAGGAAAGGAAAUAACCCAGCGAGGUACUCUUCAGGGACACAGGUCUAGUACAAGAGAACUCUUGACGCCUACUAAGUUCAGCCAGUCUUAAAAAACUGUGCUGUUUCUACAAAGCUUAACAACAGUAGUUUCUAAGGAUGCCAACGAGAGCUGAGGGUGUAGAGCAAGAUAGUUCUAAGCUUCAGUUAACCUUCUGUAGGUAAGACCUUAUUGACUUUUCCUUUCUUAAUUUUCUUCCCUAAAAGAUAAACUAAUACUCUUCAAUGGUCUUUCAGUAUAGUGGUUCUUAUGUAGUUUAACAUAGCUAUAAAUUGAGUUUAACAAUUUAUAAACUCAACUUGAGAGUAAUUUUUUAUGAACCCUGUUUUCCAAUCUGUCAUUUACUUAAAUUAUUUUGGUUGUUUUCCCUUUUUUUUUCCUUCUUUCCCAUCCCCUCUCCCUCCAUGAAGAUUCAGGUGCUUAACAUAUCAUUUUUUUCCCUGCUGGAAUUUUAGCAUUGCUAUGAACCAUGGACAAGUAUAUUCUGCUGCCACAAAGACUCUAAAGUGCUUCAUUUCAACAGCUGAGGCAAGCCAAGUGAUCAUUAAUAAAGCUUUUCUUGGUUCCUUCAGUGGUGUUGGUAGUAAAAUGGUAGGUAAAAGUUAGGCUGCAAGUUCAAUAAAAUCAUGAGAUUUCCCUUCAUUACACCCUUCUGUAUUCACAUUUCUUGGAUCAAGCAUUAUAAAAGAAUUAGGGUUUUUUUAUUAUUAUUAAAAUAAAGGCAUUUUUCUUCCUGUAACUUUAUGGUUCUAGCUUUAUUACAUGCAUGUCAGGAUGAGGCUCAAAGAGAAGGUAGGGUGAAUGGUUGCGUUUGUUUCCAGAUGCUAGUGUUAGACAUAUGCACAAAUGUCUGCGUAGUGUUAGAUCUUUCCAGCACAAGGUUAGUUGGGUUCAAAUGUAACUUCCCCAGUGUCCUGCCCUAGGAAUGAUGGUUGCCUGCUAAAAUUCAUGUCUUAUACUGCUCAUCAGAGCUUGCUUCCUGGCUUUAUUGCCUUUCCAGGGAUGUAAUAUUCAGAGCCUAUUCCGUAUGCACCAGUGAGGCUUCUUUGAUCCUAAGACCACUGAAGUUAUUUAGGUUCUUUGGACAAACAUGAUAAACUUCUUCAGAUACUUUUUUUUUCCUUUGGCAGGAAGGUGUCUUGCUGCAGGUAACUAAUGAAGAAGUGGUCAACCACAGAAUCUUCAAGAACUAAGAAAUUCUGUACCAUCUGAAAGUAGUUCUUGUUGGUGCCUUCGUUUAAGAAGCACUCUUUAAGAUGAAAGGGAAAUGUUUUUUGAUAAAACAGAAACUUCAUCUAGUACAGGUUCUUCAUUUUAAAAUACAAAUGAAUGGUGUUUGUAAAACAUUCUCAAAUUAGCCAGAGAUAAAUGUAUCAUGUUUUAAAUUAGGUUUUGUGAGUAGAGAGAUGAAAGUUCUAUUUUAAAUACAAAGUUUAUAAAAUAAAUAACUUUUGUACCUAAAAACCUGGUGUAAUGUUUACACAUAAAAUGUGUGAAUCUUGUUCUAUAAACGUUUAGUUGUCCAAAAGAUCACCAUUCCCUAAAUUCUUAAAGCACUUAAAACUAUGCAUAUUUCCAUUUUUUUUCUUCAAUAUUAGUAGACAUUUCAGAAAAGCAUUGUGGGCAUUAUUGGCUGUCCCUAAUAAAAUGCUGUUUAUGCACUGUA